Molecule: messenger RNA, 2315 nt
Organism: Salvelinus namaycush (lake trout)
Lineage: Eukaryota; Metazoa; Chordata; Actinopteri; Salmoniformes; Salmonidae
Product: transmembrane protein 116-like
Exons: 9
Coding region: 371-1495 (374 amino acids)
Biological process (GO): adenylate cyclase-activating G protein-coupled receptor signaling pathway
Cellular component (GO): plasma membrane
Molecular function (GO): G protein-coupled receptor activity
Source: RefSeq, a predicted model, not a curated record
CAACACGGAGCAAAACACAACAACGCCUGAGGACUGGACUGUUGUAAGUCAUUUACAAGUAGUGUGUUAAGUAUUAAGUAUUGUGAUUAUUCAUUUGUAGUUGUCCUGUAUUUAAACUACUGUACAGUGUACAGCAAUGUGUAUUUCUUAGUUGUAGCUACAUCGUUGCCACAUGCGUCUGCAGCAUGGCUUUUGGGGGGUGGGACCACCCUCUCGCACUGUAGAAAGUGGAUGAGAUUAUUCUCCGCAAUUGACCAGAGUAGUGUUAUAGGAUCUGCCUCGCCCUCUGCAGGUAGGGAUAGUGACUGUUUUGCUUUAUAAUCAACACCUUUCCCAUGUAAAGGUGUACUUUGCAGUCAGAUGGAUCCAGAUGAUUAUGGCAGUGCUAAGCAUUGUCGGUUCAGGUUCCAUACUUGUUUAUGCAACUUUCCAACACCUUAUAAGGACACCUGAGAUCCAGCCAUUGUUCUUACUGAGUGUGACAGACUUGCUGCUGGCAGUCAGCUGGCUGAUAGGAGCAGUACUGUUCACCCAGGACUGUGAUAGCCAUGUGACCUGCUACAACCUACACAUCGUUGAACAGAUGCUGUAUAUGACCUCGUUCUUCUACACAUUGAACUAUGUAUGGACCCUGUACUCUGGGCUAAAUAACAGAUUCUACAGUAGCCUUCAUGGAUACCCAGCCCAAUGCGCCACCAAACUGAGAAGCUUCAGCAAGAUUGCUGCAGUCCUGUCAUGUGUCCUCCCCGUGCUGCUGAUGCUGCCAGUGUUUGUAACAGGAAACAUGGACCACUGUUACACAAACCUCAGCCAGCCUUACAAGUGCCUUCUAAUGCACACGGAGGCACUCUUCAUGUCCACUGACUUGAGCAAGAUGGUGGUGGACUCAGCUUGCCACCUGGUACACAUGUACAGUAUUGCUGUCUUCCUGGCAGUGUUCCUCCUCACCUUUGUUGGCAUUGUGGUGCUCAUGGGAAAAGCCCGCACUGUUUACAGACGUUAUGUGAGUUCUAGUGGUUUCCUAGGCGACAGGCAGUGGGCGUCGCUUCGUGUUCUGGACCGACACCUGCUCCUCUACCCCUCUGUCUUCUUCUUCUGUUGGGGCCCAGCAGUCUUCCUGGCAGCCAUGAUUCUGUACAACCCCAAAUCAGUGGAGGGAGUUGUGGGCGUCAUUCUCUACAUCUUACAGGUAAAACUGCCAGCUGCUCUGAAACCUACAACCAAGACGUGUGCAACCUCAGUCCAUGGCUUAAUUUCUACUUUCUCAUCCUCAUCCCAGGCCUUCACCUCAUCCUCUCAAGGCCUUCUGAACUGUGUGGUGUACGGCUGGACACAGACACACUUUCGGUCAGCUAGCAAAGAUGCUCUAAGGGACAUGGACACCCAGACGCCACUUCUGAGAUCUCAGAAGAAAGGCUAUAAAACUCUAUGGUCAACACCAUCCCCCAAACCAGAUGAUAUAGAAGGAUCUGGUAUUCUCCCGACACCACAUUAACGUACUAUGGCGGUUGUGAAACUGGCAAAAGAAAUUAAACACAGCCUUUUGUGCCAGACUGGGAGAGUGACGGUUUGGUUUUGAAUCUUGGGGACAGUACCUUGGGAAGCACCUGUUCUACCAAUGAAGCAAGAAUACCCAAGGCUGUACACAAGGGACAGCAGGGUCAAACCAGACAGAGGCUGAACUGCUGUAAAGAAAAAAAGGAAGAACCAGGGAAUUUACAACGAGAGGAAGAGCAGCUCUGAAACAGGAUCUGAGAGCUCUGUACUUUCAUCAGAGUCACUCCCUCCCUCACUUGUUUUGACUGCAUCGGUCGUGCAAACAUUGUCUCUACAUUAGUGUUUAGAAUUUCCCACAGUAGUUGGGGACAGCCGAGGAUAUUUGUGAAAGGCUUUGUAACUGACUGGCAUGUCUUUGAUUUAGAGGGGCCCUGAUUGAGCCCAACCGUGUGGAAAACAGUGCGCAGCAGCCUGUCACUUUUCAUCUUGAUGGAACAAAGGCACUCCAUUCACAGAGAUGCUGCUUGACGUACGAGUUUGGCCCGUGGUGUUGUGUGAUGGUCGUAGAUACGCAAGUGUGUGCAAUGUUUAGUUUUCACCCUGCAUGGGCUUGGUCACAGAAAUGUUACUGUAAGUUUAUGCUCACUCCUUGAGUUCAAUUCUAAACUUUUUCUAUCAAAGGGGGCAAUUAUUGCCUUGCAUAAAAUGUGACAGGCAUGACAACGGGAUAAAUACAUCACCACAACAUACACUUUUUUCCCCCUGAGAUGCAAAUGACACUGAAUGAAAAGAAUGUGAAUUUUCGGUCUGUCAAUGCA